UUCAAGGGUAAAAUUGACAAUAUUUCGUAAUAUAUUACAGAUAUUUAAUCUCAAAUCUCAAACGAAUCAAAACUCGUCUACAAGUCUCGCAAAUUGGAUUCACUCCGACAUAUCAUUUAUCGAGAAUUAUAUUUCGUAUAAAAAUUUCAGCAAAACUCAUACAUUGUUCACAAACACGGUUUUGUCUCACAAUAAUCAUGUCGACUAAAAAACCUUCGAUUGGACUCCUCAUCAUUAGAUGCCUGGUUGUGGUGUACGAUGUGAUCACUUUCCCCAUAUAUUUCCUAAUCCAGAAGCCAUGGGAACGGGUGGCCCGUAACGAGAAGGUCCGCUGCAGGCGCGAAGACCCCAACGAUUAUCACUCGCCUUAUGUGAGAGUUUGCGAUCCGGUCCACCAUUAUGUCAAAGAUUGCAAAACAAUACCAGAAGUGCAGCGAAAGUCCCUUUUGAUGAACGGAAGGGACGCACCGGCCCUCGGGUUUAGGGAGAUAUUAGGCGAAGAGCAAGAGAAACAACCGAAUGGAAAGGUAUUGAGGAAAUGGAGACUAACUGACUAUCAGUGGAUUACUAUUGGCGAAGUGGAUGAUCGCAUUGGGGUUAUCGCUCGUGGAUUACUCGCCAAUGGAGUGAAACCCAAAGAUAAUGUCCUCAUAUUUGCCGAAACAAGACUUGAGUGGUUUCUGAGCGCUCAGGCAAUCGCACGAAUCGGUGCCUCAAUUGCCACACUUUACGCACUAUUAGGAGAUGAGGGCAUAAUUCAUGGCAUUAACGAGACUGAAGUCACACAUAUUAUAACGACACAAGACUUGUUGCCAAAACUUAUUAAACUCAAACCCAAAAUACCUUUAGUGACGACAGUUAUAUACAUUGAAAGCUUCAAAGAGCUCACAACCGAUGGAUUUGGUCCUGAGAUUCAAUUGAUUCCGUUUAAGCGAGUGGUUAGCGAUGGAAAGGCAGCCCCGGAGACACUGACUGGAGUGGAGCCUAAGCCCGACGACACGGCUGUCAUACUCUAUACUUCUGGAUCGACGGGAACACCGAAAGGAGUUGUAUUGACGCACAAGAACUUCAUGUCUUCGGUUUCAUCACUGCUUUCCAUUCUGAACGACACUAUCAUAAACGAGGCGGAAAAGCACCGGUAUAUGGCGUACCUGCCAUUAGCCCACUCACUGGAGUUCGUGGCCGAGACCUUCUUCUUCUCGGUGGGCGUGCGUAUGGGUUAUGGGACGCCAUUCACGCUAACAGACCAAGGUACUUCCAUCAGACGGGGCGAUAAGGGGGACCUGACUCUCCUCCAACCCACGGUUAUGUCGGCCGUACCCCUCAUUUUGGACAGAAUUCGCAAAACUAUUGAAGACACCGUCGAAAAGAGGGGCAACUUUUCCAAAGAGCUAUUCGACUACGCCUUGGAGUACAAGUCCUAUUGGGACAGUAGGGGUUACGCCACUCCCAUCAUCAAUAAGUUUGUCUGCGGCAGUAUUAGAUCCCAAGUGGGCGGGAAGUUGCAGAUAAUGGUGGUCGGGGGCGCACCUCUCAGUCCCGAGACGCAGAGGAUAAUGAAGGCGGCGCUCAAUAUUAAGUUACUUCAGGGCUUCGGAUCGACGGAAACGUGUGCCGCGACUGCAGUGACGGACUUCGAUGAGAUGACGUGCGGCCGCAUCGGUGCUCCCCUUCAUGGCUGCAAAAUAAAGCUCAGGGAUUGGGAAGAGGGAGGCUAUAGAGCCACUGAUAAGCCGUACCCCAGAGGGGAGUUGAUAGUCGGCGGAGACUUCAUCGCAAAGGGUUACUACAAAUUGGAUAAACAAACGGCUGAGGAGUUUGAGGACUCGGAUGGCAUCCGUUGGUUCCAUAUGGGAGACAUCGGCGAAGUGGAUGAGAGGGGAGUGUUCAGGAUAAUUGACCGCAAAAAGGAUCUGGUCAAACUGCAAUUUGGAGAAUAUAUUUCACUCGGAAAAGUGAGUUAUUUAUCAAAACUAUUUUGAU
Oppiella nova is the source of this 1983-nucleotide messenger RNA. The record is from the annotation of a GenBank genome assembly. NCBI's taxonomy places the organism in Eukaryota, Metazoa, Arthropoda, Arachnida, Sarcoptiformes, Oppiidae.